AUGGAGACCUUCCGCCCAGCCUUCUCAGAUCGCCCCCGCCCUCUCUUAUCCUACGGCAUUCCCUUCCCCGAAGCCGUCGCCCGCCAUGUUGUCGACACAUUCGAAGCCACGCGCGUUUAUGUCAUAUGCUCUGGCUCGUUGGCCAGGGAUACGGACUCCCUCGGCAGACUUGCCGAGACGCUUGAGAAGGUCAAGGUAUCAAUUGUUGGCAAGAGGAUUGGAAUGAAGCCGCAUACGCUCUGGUCGGAGGUCCUCGAAAUCACAGCGGAUGCUCGAGCUUGUGAAGCCGACUUGAUCCUCACGCUUGGAGGGGGUUCACUGACGGAUGGGGCCAAGGUGGUUGCGUUCGCCCUCGCGAACAACGCCAAAACAUUCGAAGACCUCGAAACGCUUUGCAUGGGCAAGAACCAGGAGCCACCCUCCGCACUAGACCUCAAACCCUCCUCUGUCCCCAUCGUCUCAGUGCCGACGACACUUUCAGCCGGCGAAUACUCUAACUUUGCAGGCGCAACGAACGACAAGACGCAGCGGAAACACUCCUUCCAAACGCCUUUGCGUGGACCGCAAUUGGUUGUCCUCGACCCCCAGCUUGUUGCAUCCACCACCCCGGAAUCGGUAUGGCUGAGCACGGGCGUACGUGCGGUAGACCACUGUGUUGAGACGUACUGCGCCACGCAGGGAACAACAGAGGAGACGGAUGCUCUGGCGCUCAAGGCGCUGGCGAAUCUUGUUCCCGGGCUCGUGAGGUCACGACGUGAUCCAGAAGGGAAGGAUCUCGAUGCGCGCCUAAUCUGUCAGCUUGGAUCUGUUGAUGCCAUGGCAGCUUGCACGAGUGGGCGAGUCCAGUUGGGAGCUAGCCAUGGUAUUGGACACCAGCUCGGCCCCCUUGGCGUUGGCCACGGCGAAACAAGCUGCAUCCUCCUCCCAGCCGUCUGCAAAUUCAACGCGCGCCACAACGCCAACGUCGACCGCCAAACACGCCUGCGCGACUUCCUCCUCAAGCAGGAGAUCGUCACAAACGUGCUCGAAUCCCGUGGCCUGAAGAAGGAAGACGUUGACCUGGGCGAUGUGCUCGACGCAGUGAUUCGGGAGCUCGGCAUGCCACGGUCACUCGGGGAUGUUGGGGUUGGACGUGAUAAGCUGGAUGGACUCGCGCAGAAUAGUCUGCAUGACCGGUGGUGCCGCACGAAUCCGGUGCCCUUGAACGAGAAAGGGCAGGUUUUGGAGAUUUUGGAGAUGGUUGUUUAG
This is a messenger RNA of Aspergillus calidoustus, 1248 nucleotides long. NCBI's taxonomy places the organism in Eukaryota, Fungi, Ascomycota, Eurotiomycetes, Eurotiales, Aspergillaceae. The record is from the annotation of a GenBank genome assembly.